Molecule: messenger RNA, 3207 nt
Organism: Brassica napus (rape)
Lineage: Eukaryota; Viridiplantae; Streptophyta; Magnoliopsida; Brassicales; Brassicaceae
Exons: 4
Coding region: 85-1461 (458 amino acids)
Biological process (GO): positive regulation of cytoplasmic translation
Cellular component (GO): cytoplasm
Molecular function (GO): mRNA binding; zinc ion binding; single-stranded RNA binding
Source: RefSeq, a predicted model, not a curated record
UAGCACCUUUCCGUUCGAUAUCACUUCUCCUUAAAUGUUGGUAUACAAAGUUCAGCGUAAGUUAACUUUUCGCUUUCCUUUUAGAUGCCGCCAAGGAGAAGAACCACCCGUGCCCAGACCGCCAGAGCCGUUAGAGACAAUGUAGAUGAGCAUGAGCAGCCCGCAGUUCCACCACCCGCGGCUCCACCAGUUGAUCAGGAUGCAUUGAGACAGAUGGUUCAGGAUGCCGCUAGACAGGCCGCUCAGGAGGCACUUCAGCAGAUUGCCCAGGAGGCAGCCAGGCAGGCCGCUCAGGAGGCCGCCCGAGUAGCUGCUCAGGAGGUUGCUCGUCAGAUGGCUGCCGUUCAGCAGGGUCCUCAGGUUCAGGUGCAGCAGGGUCCGCAGAUUCGGGUUCAGCAAGUUCCACUGGUUCAGGUCCAACAGGAUCAGCAGGGUCCAGUUCAGCAGUUUGCUCAUGGUGUUCAGGAUCUACCGCCACCACCACCGCGACCUCGUGUUUACCCGGUUUAUGAUGAGAGGUUCUACAGGCUGACAUGUCAGAUGAGAAACAUGGAGAUGGAGCAUUUUAGCGGAACAGUGGAUGCUGUAGCUGCACAUGAUUGGAAGUUAGCCUUACAGCGGAAGCUGGAGAUUAUUGAGUUUCCACCAGAGUUGUCGCUCAGAUUGACUAUGCAGUACCUUCGUGGAGAUGCUCUUAUAUGGUGGGAGGGAAUACGAUUGAGUCACUUUGGGCCAGAGAGGCUUACCUUCGCAGACUUCAUCCGAGAGUUUGAUAAGAAAUACUUUCCGAAGGAAGCUAUGGAUAGGAAGAAAUGCGAGUUCGAGCAUGUAAGUCAGGGUAAGAUGUCUAUCAGGAAGUAUGAGGUUGUGUUUAACCAACUUCGCAGGUUUGCUGGAGAGGGCAUUUUAGAGGAAGACCUGAUGAGGAAAUUUUUGAAUGGGAUGCGAGUAGAGAUUCGUAACAGGUGCCGUGUCGCCACUUAUCACAAAUUGGGAGACUUGGUGGAGAAAGCUGCCGAGCAGGAGGCAGGUUUGGCAGAGGAGCAGAAGUACACCAAGGCAGAUCAGCCUAAGUUUGGAGGGAAUUUAGAGGCACAACAGAGGACAUGGGACAAACCGAGCAUACAAUGCUUUUAUUGUGGAAAGAUGGGACAUAAGAGUAGGGUUUGUCGGAGUAGGCUAUUUGAUGCCCAGGUUGCGCCACCAGCAGCGGCAGCAGCACCAGUAGUGGAUGUUAGGAACUGUUUUGGUUGUAACCAGCCUGGUCACAUUUUCAGAGACUGUCCGAGGAGGGGUAAUGCAACGCUUCCACCACCACCGAAGCGUUUAGCCAUCGCUCCACGUGUGUUUACAGUUGGAGAUCCCCAGGGAGCUGAGCCGAUAGCGGGUAUGUUCUUAUCAUACUUGCUUGUGUUAAUAUUUGUGGUUUUGUGGUUAUCUUGUAUAGUUCGAGAUUUGUGAAUCUCGUGUAUGAUUGGUUGUGGUUGGUGUGAGUUACCUCACAGCUUAUUUGACUUAAGAGCUUUUCAUAGUUUUGUGAGUUCGCGUUUGGUUAAGUUUUAGUCUUUUUAGGGGGAUCUUCUAACCGAAAGAUAAGCAGAUUUAGAUUGUUGUUAUGGAGAGCUUGUUGUUAUGGAGAGUUUGAGAGCGAUCAGGAAUCAUCGUGAUGUACCUGUUAUCAUUUGAGUAUUAUGAUGGCACCGUCGAAGUUUUAUGGUGGGUCUGGUCGUACACCACUUUGUUGGACCAAAGUGGGGGAGCAAUAUGAGUUAGAACUAUUAAUGGUUCAAGAGACGGUAGAGCAAAGGACAUGCUCAAGGAUUAGCUUUCGGAAGCCCAUGACGUCAGAGGAUUUAUGCAGCUAAGCACCGUGAGGAUUUGGAGCUACAUAUGGGCAUACCUUAAAAUAAGGACAUUUCAGGAGGGACCUAAGACUCAGAAGAUAAAGGAGCUUAAACCGAGACACAUGGAAUUGUAUCCUUCACUGGAGUAGAUUGGAUUAGUUGCUUGCUAUUACUUUAUCAGCAGUAUAUCAGCCUUCUAGGACUUGGUUCAUAUGACAGCAUUGCAAAAGUUGAGAAUGCGCUAUAAUUAUUUUGCAGUAGACGUCAAGUGAGUUCAUAAAUAUUUUAUGGACUUUAUCAUCUAUUGAAGAUUUUGGAUCAUCAUGAGAAAACAGUUCGGGGAAUAUCGACUGUGUUUGUCCGAGUUCGUUGGGGAGGGAGAUAAGACUCAGGAGGAGACCUGAAAGGCCGAGCGAAGAUUAGUAUUCGAGGUUUUGCUAUGAUGACAUUGGGCACGUCAGCUUAUGACAUGAAUUCGGAGACGAAUUCCUUAUAAGUGGGGGAGAAUUGUAAUGACCCACCACUCCCACCAUCUCCACUUCUUUCUCCAACCCCACCACUUCCACCUUCUCUUCCACCAUCUCCACCUUCUUCUCACCAUCUCCAACUUCUAUAAAAGAGAAGAGAGAGAGAGAGAGAGAGAGAGAGAGAGAGAGAGAGAGAGAGAGAGAGAGAGAGAGAGAGAGAGAGAGAGAGAGAGAGAAGAAGAAGAAGAAGAAGAGAGAAAGCUCACCUGAGCUCGUCGCCGGAGCCACCACACGCCAGGACGUUGUCAAGCUCGUCACCACCAUCAUCCGCAACCAAAGACUACCAUCAUGUUCCUCUCGUCGAGACGAAUCCGUGGCCACCAAAAACGCCUCAAUCGGAGUCCGGACGAAGCCGCACGCGCCUCCGGAAGUUUCGCCUCUGCGCGCGUGAGGUACACGCGCCGCCGCCGGAAAACGUCGCCACCGCCGGACCACCGUCCCCCGCCGCCGGAAUAUCCGCCGUCGCCGCCGUUGACCGUCGCCGGUAACUCGCCGGUGACUCGGUCAACUCGUCCGAGUCAACUCAAUUUGGAGUCCAUUUGAGCAGCUGGAGGUCAUAUAUACUAUUUCUCUUCAUUUCUAAGGUGAGACCGACGAGCAGAAAUGAUUAUCGGACCGGUGCUAUUGGGCUUUUGGGCUUCUAUCAUUUUUACCGCUUUUAUCUUUAUCGGGCCUUUAGGCCUUUGGACUUUUAUCGUUUAUGUUAUUCCUAUUUCAGACUUUCGGUUUAUGUCGUAUUUUAUAUUUCGGAUGUUAUCGAUGUUGGGCUUUUAGACCUUUUGGUAUCGUAUUGACUUUAAUAUAAUGAUAUGAAGAUUAUUAUUAUUUGAGUUGUA